AUGCACCAAUUGAAGGACCUAAUCAUUGCAGUCGAUCAUAAGCCGUUGCUCGGACUCUUUACAAACAGAUCCCUGGAAGACAUACCUAACAACCGAUUGCGGAAUCUUAAAGAACGCACACUGAGGUAUCGUUUCACCAUGCAACAUAUUCCUGGCCUGAAGAAUCGAGUUCCAGAUGCUCUGUCGCGCCAUCCAUCUGGCGACCCGUCUCCGGAACAACUGGUAUUACCUGACGACAUUUCGUUUAUAGCUGCUUCAUCGGCAUUGAAUUCCCUUAAAUCCACAACCUGGGAGGAUGUUCGUCAAGCAACUACAGCCAACGUCGAAAUGCGAGAUCUAGUUCAUACCAUUGAGUCUGGCUUACCUGAACACCAGACGGAGUGGCCCCAGAAAUUGCAGGUAUAUCAUCAAUAUCGCGAUCAAUUGUCCACUGUUGAUGGAGUCGCACUUUACAAGGACAGGGUCAUCAUACCUCCAUGCCUACGGCCUAACAUACUAUCCAGCCUUCAUGCCGCACACCAUGGUGUCACAUCGAUGAACUUGAGGGCCGAAUCUUCCAUCUUCUGGCCAGGUCUAUCUGCAGAUAUCGUAAAGUUACGUCAGGGAUGUCAAAGCUGCGACCGUAUUGCUCCAUCGCAACCAUCAGCUCCGCCGAAGCCUCUGCAAUAUCCUGAUUAUCCGUUUCAGCAAAUCUGUGGCGACUUCUUUCAUUAUGCCGGCCACAACUAUCUUGUCUGCAUUGAUCGAUACUCCAAUUGGCCGAUUGUUGAGGAGGCUAGAAAUGGUGCGAAAGGAUUAAUCGACUGCCUCCGCCGAACAUUUGUAACCUAUGGUAUACCGGACGAAUUCUCCUCGGACGGUGGACCUGAGCUGUGUGCAUCCUCCACGUCCACUUUCCUGCGUAACUGGGGUGUCCACCACCGAAUAUCAUCAGUUGCGUAUCCACACAGCAAUUGUCGAGCUGAAGUUGGUGUGAAAACAGUAAAACGUAUGCUAACGGAUAAUGUUUGUUCUGAUGGGAACCUUGACACAGACGCAUUUCAAAAAGCCAUGCUACAAUAUAGAAACACGCCAAAUCAAACCACCAAGUUAUCACCUGCAAUAUGUUUGUUUGGACGACCCAUCAAGGAUUUCGUACCCAUCUUGCCAGGUAAAUACCUCCCCCACCCUACGUGGGUGAGUGUCCUUGAAGAUCGCGAAAAGGCACUAAGGCGUCGUCAUAUGGCCAUCGCUGAGAGACUGUCUCUGUAUUCUAAGCAGUUGAACCCACUUUGUGUGGGAGAUCAGGUGCGAAUCCAAAAUCAGACUGGUCUCCAUCCUCUUCGAUGGGACAAAACCGGCUCGAUUAUCGAAGUUCGCCCGCAUGACCAAUAUGUGGUUCGAAUUGAUGGAUCAAGACGGGUGACACUACGUAACCGUAAAUUCCUUCGGAAAUUCACACCUGUUCGGCCAAACUUACCAUUGGACCAGCUUACAGCCUCUAGGCCGCCAAUCACCUCUAAAGCUGUGGAACAACCCAUCGAUGACAGCCGCUCCACUCAAGACUUGCCACAGGGAUCUACACCACCCCUCUUAAAUCCGACCGACAACACUCCGCCUCCACAAGCAUCGCAUGAUAGUGACACAUACUUUGGUCCUGACCAGCCAGCUGCUGACAACCGUUUGGAUGUACCGACCGCCUCCUCGUCACCGCCUUAUCCGUCCCCGGUUCGUCGAUCUACAAGAGAACGUCGGCAACCAUCUCGUUUCGAGGACUAUGUUAUGAACUAA
Messenger RNA from Hydractinia symbiolongicarpus, 1770 nucleotides. RefSeq lists its product as uncharacterized. The transcript has 2 exons. The coding region runs from base 1 to 1770 and encodes 589 amino acids. Gene Ontology annotation, biological process: DNA integration. Gene Ontology annotation, molecular function: nucleic acid binding. The record is from RefSeq and is a predicted model, not a curated record. Lineage: Eukaryota; Metazoa; Cnidaria; Hydrozoa; Anthoathecata; Hydractiniidae.